AAGAAAAAUUAGUUUAUUUGAAUAUGCUACCAUUUGCUAUGCAUUUAAAAUCAAUAUGCUAUACAUUUAAAAUUCUUAUACAUAAAGAUAAAUACUUAUAGAAACGAGCGAACCUAAAAUUCUGCGGCUCCAAUGCUCGGAGCAUAUUUUGCCCAGGCGCGAGAAAUAUCCCAACGUUUCGUCCCCACAGAAGCCGCCGGCUACGCGUUCGGGUCCGUUUUGACCGCCGGUGACGUCACGGAAUUCAGUGGUCGGAAAAGUUAUUACUAAAGGACAUGACAUGCCCUUCGCGUUCGCUUUCAUUCGAGUGGUGACCAUCGAACGGUUCGGACGGUCGAACCUUCGUCGUUGGCUGAGACCCACGACAAGCGCGUGUCCGUUGCAAUCAUAGAAGGCUGUUCUUUUGUAUUAGUGUGCGUGCGUGUGUGUGCUAGCGGUUGAUGGACAUUUGAGCGACGGGUUCGGUUUGAAAUAAUUUCCUCAAAGAAAUAUGAAGAUUUUUGUUGGAAAAGUAACGUUUUCGUGGACCCCUACAAUCGUUUGAUUACCCCGUAAACGCUAAUGGUUUUAUUACUUACGCCGAGUGCGCGUGUGUGGGCGAGUGUUGCACCUGGUCACCGUAUAAGUGAGCGAGUACAAUCUGUAAAUCUGUGUCUGAAAAGCGUGCCGCCUGCAAGUGCUUAAAGUGUAUUUAAACAGCUUGAGUGUGUUUCCCUUUUCCACCCGUAGAGCAGAGUGGUUCGUUGUGGCCAAGGUGUUUGAGUUGUUUGCUGUGUCUACUGCGAUCAUUAUUUUAACUUCUCCCCCAUUUGUGUUUUUCUCCAACCCGGUGGUAAUGUCCACAAAGCGGCGGCAUGGUGUGUGUGUGUGUGUGGGAGUGUGCGCGCGCGUUGCAUCAUGAAUAAUUAAGGAUCUGGCUGUACGUUUGAACGCGCAGCGGUGCGGUCCCGAGCCCGAGGGGGACACGGACAUGUUGGAAAUGGAAAAAGUUUCCAGAGAGUGGACGAAGGUGUGGUGUGUGAGGGAGGAAGGUGUACAUCGAAAUUGGUCAAUGCUUGGAAGCAUAAUAUUCGGUACCGAACCGAAUGUACCCCUCCGAUGCGAGGGCCCCCCGCCUCCUCUCAUAAGUUAUGCAAUGGAAGCGAAAUGCCUUUGUCCGGUUCGGUGUUGACACCUCGGCAAACUCACUUCCGCCGGUAUUUGUGGUUGAAUGUCGAAGGCGGGAGCAAGGUGGGUUAAACUUUCCAGCCAACCCAAAGCACCGGGAGGCAACGGGCAGUAGGUUACCCAAACAAAGCUAAGCACGUUUCCUGUGUGUGUGUGUGUUGCAAGGAUAGCAUGUAGGGAUCGCAUGUAUGCAUGGGCAGGUUUGAAGGGAUCUCGUGUUAUGAUGACCCGGUUAAGCUAAUGGCUGAGGAGAUCCCCUACGCCUCGAUGGACAGUGACUCCAAAGCAAAGGACGUCUCCACGUGAGAACCGCUGCGUCCUCCGAGCGGGUGGUGGUGGUGCGAAGGGUAGCGAAAAUGGGGACAACUUGUAGCACACAGUACAUUAACGGCACGAAUUGUUAACAGAUAAUUGAGCUUUUCGUAGUCCGGUUGAUUGAUUGAUUGAAAGUGGAUUUGUGGAAAUUCGUGGUGACUUUGACGAUGGCACUUUUGUCGCUUUUUUGACGAGACGGGGGUUUUGCGGUACACGGGACAAUUUAUAGUUGGAUCGUGACUAUCCGCUUUUGCGGGAAGGUAUUGAGAAUUGAGAGAGGUAAUGAUUGCAAGAAUGGUGUGCGCGGGUUUCUUUUUUAAUAACAGUUUGGGACAAAAUCGUGACCAUAUUCAAUUUUAAUUGUGCAGUAAGAUGAGCUGACUGUCUACAUUGUUGAAGAUUCCUAUCGUUUUCAUUAAGAUGAUCUUAGUUUUUACUUUAUCUGGGCCACACCGUCAAGUUGAUGCUUGCUUGUCGUAAGAAACAUGCAACGACACUGGCUCUUUACCGAUAGUUAACCCUAUCUCGUGCCUUAAUCUAGCACCUGGAACGCAGGUUUUGAUGAGGUGAAUUAUUAAUUACGCCCCUGUGGACUGUGACCUCUGUGCAACACGAUCAGCUUAAAACAGUGGUCGUCCAGUGGUGGCUUUGUGUUCCGGCGGUUCAAUACAUGUCCAUCCCUUGCCACGUGCGGCAGCUGUUUCAGUGAGUACUUGACCGUGCGUUGGUGUUACCCGACAAGAAAAAAAGAGGUUCAUUAAUGUUUAACAACAGACCCCGAGCGGUGGCCACAUUUGUGAGUGACAUGUAUGCCCAUCCGGAGUGACACGCUGGCAAACUCCCACGAAAGGCAAACAAAUCUACAAAUUAAUGACAAACACACGCUAACAAUCACAUUAAACGGGGUGUCUAGUACGAACAAAAAAAAGGAAAAGAAUCGUAGUGGUCACUUGGAUCGGUUGUUUCUUUGUUGCGGUGGUUGUUUGUUUUACCUUGUUGCUGCUAAUGUGACCAGUGCCGGGCAAACGGACGGCAGUACUUAGUGGUUACAUACAAAAACAGCGUGUUUUCCCGCCUACCUCGAUCCAACGAUGGUGUACAAACCACCGGGCACCUCCACCUCAUCACGUGGCAUUUCACCGCAGCGGGCACAGCAGUACGCGACGAGCCAGCAGCGCAACGACGGCAGUCGACGGCGUGCCGUGGUACCGGGUGAAGCUUUUCAGUCCAUUUCCCACUUUGGCAGUGUGCGCAGCAAGCUUAACAAUCAUGCCGGCGGACCGGCAGACCGAGGCAUCCGUACAUCCGGCGGCGAUGGUGGUGGCGGUGGCAUGAAGCGAUCGAACAGUCUCAACAAUAAGUAUAACAACAAUUACGCAGCAGCAGCAGCAACAACGACGACGACGCAGCCACGUCGUUCGAACAGCAUCGAUCGGAUGAACAACGGCAAGGUGUACCGUGGGCGUAGUCCGUUGCGAAAUUCCACCUCGAACCUGCACAGCAUGACGGGCGCCGGCAGUGGCCCGUACCGGAACCAGCCGGUUCUGAUUCGCUCCCGUGGAAAUGAUAUCGGCAGCAUGGACAAUUUGGAUAACAUCACCCAAGCAUCGACCGGCAGCAGCAACUCAAUGCCCGGCACGCCCGAGGAUAACAUCAACGUGGUGGUUCGGGUCCGUCCUCUAAGCAACAAGGAGGCAAGACAUGGAGACGAGAUGGUGGUACAAUUUCCUGGAAAUGGCCAAAUAUUGUGUGACGGAAUUCCGCUAACCUCGGGCGCUGGUGCCCAGAAGCCGAAACUGUUCUCCUACAACGUCGUGUUCGAACCGGGCGCCACACAGGACGAUGUGCUGCAGUACUCCGGCAUCAAGCGACUGAUCGAGAUGGCGAUCGAAGGAUUCAGCUGUACCGCGUUUUGUUACGGCCAGACCGGGUCGGGCAAGACGCACACACUUACCGGACCGCCGGAGCUGUUUUAUCGUAAACCCGACCCGGCACACGAGGAUCAUGGGCUGGUGUUUCGCUCAUUUCUCUACCUAUUCAAGCUGCUGCAAGAGCGCAAAGAUACCAACUUUGUCCUGAAGGCAUCGUUCCUGGAGAUUUACAACGAAAAGGUGAUCGAUUUGCUUAAUCCCGGCACGGCUAGGAAACCGCUCGCCGUACGAUGGUCCAAAAAGUCGCGUGGCUUUUUUGUGGAGAAUCUGUUCACCGUCGACUGCGAGGAGCUGGACGAUUUGUUGGCAGUGCUGGAAGAAGGAAUGCGAAAUCGACACGUUGGUUCGCACCUGAUGAACGAUUACUCCUCGCGCAGCCACACGAUCCUGACGGUGCACAUCACCUCCGAGCAGCAGGCCGAGGGCGGCGUGUUCAUUUCGAAGCAGGGCAAAAUUAACUUUGUCGACCUGGCGGGCAGCGAGAUGACGAAGAAAACACACAGCGAGGGCAAAACGCUCGAGGAAGCGAACAACAUCAACAAAAGCCUAAUGGUGCUGGGUUACUGUAUCGCCUCGCUAAGCGACUCCAAGCGGCGCGGCGGCCACAUUCCAUACCGGGACAGCAAGCUAACCAAGCUGCUGGCGGACAGCCUGGCAGGGAAUGGCGUAACUUUGAUGAUUGCAUGCAUUUCGCCGGCCCAAUCGAACGUGACCGAAACGGUGAACACACUGCGCUAUGCGGCCCGUGCCAAACGCAUCCGCACGAAACCGAUCAUCGUGAUGGACCCGCGGGAGGCACUGAUCCUGAGCUUGAAGCGGGAAAUUGGCGCACUGCAGGUGGAAAAUGAGCAUCUCAGAACGGCGCUCAACCUGCAGACCGAAGCGCAGGACAUUAACAGCCAGGUGGAUCUGCUCGAGCGUCGACCGAUACCGCGCAGCCCGCCGAAGGUGGACGUGGAGAAGCUGACCGACAUGGAGGGCAACGAGUUGAAGGAGCUGGUGAAGGUGUACGUGACGGAAAAUCAAGCGCUCCGGCAGGAGAAUGCAGAGCUGUACUCGACGCGGGAAAUGAUUAUCCGCGACCAGGAGCUGGUGUGCCGGGAGAACGAACGGCUGCUCAAAAAGCUUGAGGAUGUGAAUUCAGUCUGCUGCCGUUCGCCGAUCAUACCGGCCCGACCGACGUUUUCCGCCGAGAUGCUGAAUCUGUCCGCUGCGAGCGGCGAUUUGGAGGUGUCGAACAUUUGGCGCAAUCCGCUCAGUUCCAGCGCGGACAGCAUGAAUCGCUACCGCAACGAAUCGCUGGAUGGGCGCGUGUCGGCGAACGAGAACAAGAUACCGGAACUGCUGCAGAAGGAACUGGACAAGCGCCGGAUUGGUGAUAGCAUUACCACGAUUGCUAACAAUCUGACGCGCAACAACUCGUGGGACACUGCAAACCGUUCGAACGGGACGUCCAUGCAUGGGAUGAAGCUGGCCUCCCGCAAGGGUUCGGCCGACAGUCGCCAUUCGGAUCCGAGCCAGGCGAGAACGAGUCAGACAAGAAUUAUAGACCUCGCGCCAAACCCCCCUCAGACGGCACGCUCCAGUGCUGCGUCUCAUCCGCCCUGGAGACGUUCAGCACCGCGGUCGUCCAGUGCGCAGAAAUCGGCCACGCCACUGUUCGGCCGGAAGGGGACGUUUCUGCUCGCUAAGAGCAAAUCGACGGACGAGGGCAUUCUGCCGCUGAGGCGGAACAUAUUCGGUAGCCUAGUGUCGCUCGAUGACUGAGAGCACUGUUUCGCCGUUGUGAAACGGUCCCCACCCACUCGGGAAGACUCUCGUAAGGUCGCGUUGCGGCGCCUCUCCCAAUCACUUGACGUACCAUGAUCAGUUAAACAAGACGGGAGGAAAGCACCCUUCGUUCCCAAACGGGUGAGCGGUGUGCAUUGGAAAGGAGCAUCAUGUGAUAAUGUACUGAAAAGCGCAGGGAACUAGAAUGUAUGGCCGAAAGUGCAGCUUAAUAGCAAAGGAAAUCAAAACUAUGCAACACAUUCGAUUGUGAAUGGUGCCUUUCUUGUAAACGAAUAAAUUAAUUAACUGGAAUGUAGAAUGUUA
Molecule: messenger RNA, 5507 nt
Organism: Anopheles arabiensis
Lineage: Eukaryota; Metazoa; Arthropoda; Insecta; Diptera; Culicidae
Gene: Klp54D
Product: kinesin-like protein KIF12
Exons: 12
Coding region: 2574-5180 (868 amino acids)
Biological process (GO): microtubule-based movement
Molecular function (GO): microtubule motor activity; ATP binding; microtubule binding
Source: RefSeq, a predicted model, not a curated record